Messenger RNA from Penaeus chinensis, 597 nucleotides. RefSeq lists its product as uncharacterized. The record is from RefSeq and is a predicted model, not a curated record. Gene Ontology annotation, molecular function: nucleic acid binding. The coding region runs from base 1 to 597 and encodes 198 amino acids. NCBI's taxonomy places the organism in Eukaryota, Metazoa, Arthropoda, Malacostraca, Decapoda, Penaeidae. Gene Ontology annotation, biological process: DNA integration. The transcript is spliced from 2 exons.
AUGUACGACAUUAUGUGGAGUGUUGUGAGAUUUGCCAACAAUCUAGAGGCGACAGGCAGAAAGUUCCUAUGGCUGACACACCCUUGGCUUAGUUUUCCAUUGGAACGAGUCUCGAUGGACAUUAUGGACUUUGGGCCAAGCAUUCCAGGUUAUCCAGACGACAAUGGAGUCCAGUUUAUAAGCAACCUGUUCCAGGAGCUCGCUAAACUAAUGCACGCCACGAACCACUACACCAUUCGCUACCAUCCUCAAGCAAAUGGAAUGAUUGAGCGCACAAAUCGUGUGGUGAAGUCUGCCCUUACCACAUUAGUAAAUGAUCGCCCACGAACUUGGCUCCAAUUUGUUCCUGAGUUGCGGCUGCAGAUCAAUUCAGCUAUCCAUCGGACGACUGGAGAGCAACCCCUGUAUAUGUUAACAGGCCGCCAUGCUAACUUCCAGAUUGGUCUCACCAAUGAAGCCGUGUUUGAUGAGAACAUAAAUCUGCAAGCACGUUUACGAGAGGCCCGCCAAGCAGCUGUGAAACCCUCAAGGGAAGCACGUCAGAUUUAUGGGAAAGCAGUACGACAAAGGCAAGAAGGUGGAAUUCCAGCCAACUGA